AUGUCUCUAGAACAACUAAUGGCCCUUGUGCCUCUCGAGGCAGCGAUGACGCACAAAGAAAAAGGAAGAAAGUCGCGCUGGGAGAAAUCAAAGAAAAGUGCAGACGGAAGUCGUUGGGGUAGCGAGACAGACAAGCCCUUUUUACCGCCUCCUUUUAUCGACUUACCGAUUGGAAUGACGCCUCUUCAAGUCGACAGAUUUCUAAGAGAACAGCGACUAGAAGAGUUAUAUAGAAAGCUGAACAACGGCAUAUUAGAGUUCUUUGAUGCAGAUAUAAGGCCCCCUUCACCUCCCCCUGUCUACGAUAAAAACGGGGGAAGAGUUAAUACAAGAGAUGUUCGAGUCCGCACUGCUAUGCAGAAUGAAGUUCAGCAUCUAUGCGAAUUCAUGGUCUCCAACUUAGAGGGCUUUACGCCGCCCCCGGACUUUAGACCUGCUAAAAAGAUACGUAGAAUUGAAUUUCCACAUGAAAAGUACCCUGACUACAACUUCAUGGGUAUUAUCAUCGGCCCUCGUGGCUGUAACCACAAACGGCUGGAGGCGGAGAGCGGAUGUACGAUAUCUGUUCGAGGGAAAGGCACACAGAAAGAAGGAAAGCGCGAUCAUCAGACUGAUGAAGAAGCCAGCAUGCCGAUGCACGUUCAUAUCAUGGGGGAUACUGACGAGGCCGUUGAGCGCGCUGUCGCCCUCGUGGAGCCUUUGCUCGAUCCACUACAUCCAGCACAUGAAGAAUUCAAAAGAAGAGGUCUUGAACAACUUGCGCUCGUUAAUGGAGUUAACUAUACAGACUUAGACCAAAGAAGAUGCGCCAUUUGCCAGGCACUUGGACAUCUUGCUCAUGAGUGCCCGGACAACCAAGAACUGCAGCCGUUCAAGAAGCCUGAAGUGCGCUGCGCUAUCUGCGGUGAUCUGGGGCAUGUCACGAUGGACUGCAAGAUGCGGCGUACAGAGGGGGGGGGCCCCCCUGGGGGCCCUCAUGCGGGCCCCCAUGGAGGGGCCCAUGGGGGGCCCCUUGGGGGCCCCCAUGGGGGCCCUCGGCCUCCCCCGCCUCCACCUAUGGGCGGACGACAGCCUUAUCCUUAUCGCGGGGGCCCUGACAAUUACAGAAUUGAUAUGGAAUAUCGCCGCAUGAUGGAUGAACUGAGCGGGGAGAAGUCAGGUUUAGGGGCCCUUGACGGCCCACGCCCUCAAGGGGGGGCCCCGGGGGCCCCUGGGGGCCCCCCUCAUACAGGCAGCCCUGCAGGGGCUUCUCCUGCAUCACAAGGUUACACUCCACCUCCAGGGAUGUCUCCUUCAGGCCCUGAUGGGCCGGGGGGGCCCCCAGGGAGCCGCCCGCCUCCGCCGCCAAUUGUAUUGACUCCAGGAAGGAUGGGGGGCCCCAUGGGGGGCCCUAUGGGGGGCCCCAUGGGAGGCCCUAUGGGGGGCCCCAUGGGGGGCCCUCCUCCUCAUAUGAUGCAGAUGAACGCGGGGGGCCCUCGGGGGCCUUGGGGUGGUGGCCCAGGGGGCCCAGCGGGCCCCGGGGGCCCCGGAGGGGGGGCCCCCCAUCAGGGAAUGGGGGGAGAUAUGCAUUGGCCUGGGGGCCCCAUGAGGCCUCCGCCUAUGGGCAUGAUGCCUAUGGGGGGCAUGCCACCUGGAGGGAUGCCCUGGCCAAUGCAGCCCAUGGGUAAUUUUGCUUCUCCUAAUCAACACUAUGGAGGAGACAGAGGAAUGCCUAUGAUGGGUAUGUGGGGAGGCCCCAUGGGGCCCCCUAUGGGGUAUAUGCCGGUACCGCCUGGGGCACAGUGGCCUGGGGGCCCCCCUCCAGUUGGUGGGGGCCCCAUGCAGGGUGCCCCAGGGGGGGCCCCUGGGGGCCCCUCAGCGCCUGCUCCUGCUUUGCAAGGGGGCCCCUCACCUCCUUCUGCACCUCCUCCUUCUGCUCCUUCAAUGCCCCCUCCGCCUGUGCCUGGCGGCAGCGCCAGUGCUGACCCCGACAGCAUGGAGUGCGGCGACUGA
Eimeria acervulina is the source of this 1992-nucleotide messenger RNA. Its product is annotated as zinc knuckle domain-containing protein, putative. The record is from RefSeq and is a predicted model, not a curated record. Gene Ontology annotation, cellular component: nucleus. The transcript is spliced from 10 exons. The coding region runs from base 1 to 1992 and encodes 663 amino acids. NCBI's taxonomy places the organism in Eukaryota, Apicomplexa, Conoidasida, Eucoccidiorida, Eimeriidae. Gene Ontology annotation, biological process: regulation of mRNA splicing, via spliceosome. Gene Ontology annotation, molecular function: zinc ion binding; mRNA binding.